AUGAAUUUGACCAACUGUACACGAGCAACUGAAUUUAUUCUUGUUGGAUUGCCAAGUGUUUGGGGAAUGGAAGGCAUGAUGUAUGCCGGUGUCUUCCUGCUCUACCUCCUGUGUCUGAUGGGCAACGGGCUCAUCGUUGUGAUGGUUCUUGUGGAUCGACACCUUCAGAAACCCAUGUAUUUCUUUCUUAGCAACCUUUCUUUCAUCGACAUUGGACACACCACAGCCUUUAUACCCAAGCUGUUACUCAAUUACCUCUCUGCAAAUAAUUCCAUCUGUUUUUAUUGCUGUGUAAUACAGUUGUGCUUCUAUUUCCUUUUCGGGGUCACAGAAUUUUUUAUCAUCACUCUGAUAUCCUUGGACAGAUACUUAGCCAUUUGCCAUCCUUUGAGGUAUGCCACUAUCAUGACUUCUGGGGUCUGCCUUAAACUAGCAAUAACAGCCUGGUUUGGAGGCUUUUUCUCCAUCAUUUGUCAAGUAGUAAUGAUUGCAAACUUACCCUUCUGCACCUCCAACAUUAUCAAUCAUUUCUUUUGUGAUGUGGGACCUGUGCUGAAGAUUGCAGGAGGAGAUAUCCAUGUCAUUGAAGCCCUUGGCUUCCUAGUUACUGUGGUUGUGAUUAUGUCCUCCCUGCUUUUCACCCUCAUUUCUUACCUCUUCAUCAUUUCCACCGUUCUCCGAAUGCCUUCAACCACUGGACAGCAGAGGGCCUUUUCUACCUGUGCUUCCCACCUGAUUGUGGUCUGCAUUUUCUAUGGGUCAGUCUUUUUUGUCUAUUUAAGGCCAACUGUCAAGAACUCUUCCUUCAGUGUAAUCAAGUCUGUUUCUGUGGUGAAUGCUAUACUCAUUCCAGUGCUCAAUCCUUUCAUUUACACCAUUAGGAACAAUGAAGUGAAAGAAGCAGUUUCGAAAGCCUUAACAAAAUGGACACCAACUUUCCCUAAAAACUAA
Candoia aspera is the source of this 951-nucleotide messenger RNA. Its product is annotated as olfactory receptor 6X1-like. NCBI's taxonomy places the organism in Eukaryota, Metazoa, Chordata, Lepidosauria, Squamata, Candoiidae. Gene Ontology annotation, biological process: G protein-coupled receptor signaling pathway. Gene Ontology annotation, molecular function: olfactory receptor activity; G protein-coupled receptor activity. The record is from RefSeq and is a predicted model, not a curated record. The transcript has a single exon. Bases 1 to 951 code for a protein of 316 amino acids. Gene Ontology annotation, cellular component: membrane.